Messenger RNA from Aspergillus caelatus, 382 nucleotides. RefSeq lists its product as uncharacterized. The transcript has 2 exons. The record is from RefSeq and is a predicted model, not a curated record. NCBI's taxonomy places the organism in Eukaryota, Fungi, Ascomycota, Eurotiomycetes, Eurotiales, Aspergillaceae. The coding region runs from base 29 to 271 and encodes 80 amino acids.
AUUUUGUAGCGCUAUUUCAAACCUAUAAAUGUGUUUGUUCGAGCGGAGAACGAUCCAAUACCAGAUGAAGUUCAACGACUUUGCUUCUUUACUCUGCCUCAUAAUGAGGCUAAGAGUCUAUAAACCGAGCUGGUGUCGGGACUUUCAUUACGGCUCCUUCGAGGCUUCCAGUCUGGAGAAGGAAGAGUUGGCUAACAUCCUGGCCCAAUCAUUCUGUCAUAGCCAGGACGAGUACCUGGCCUCCGAGCUUCAGAUAUCCUGCCAAAUCUAGAGCAAUGGUUUCAUCAACUGUGGGCAACACUGUUUCAACCUUGCAGGCCCACGGGGAUCCCAAAUUUAGAAACCGAAUCAUCACCAGACACCACUAUGGACAGGAUUCUUC